This is a messenger RNA of Phascolarctos cinereus (koala), 2404 nucleotides long. It is a transcript of the gene MLST8, whose product is annotated as MTOR associated protein MLST8. The record is from RefSeq and is a predicted model, not a curated record. Gene Ontology annotation, cellular component: TORC2 complex; TORC1 complex. NCBI's taxonomy places the organism in Eukaryota, Metazoa, Chordata, Mammalia, Diprotodontia, Phascolarctidae. Gene Ontology annotation, molecular function: protein binding. Gene Ontology annotation, biological process: regulation of actin cytoskeleton organization; TOR signaling.
GAGAAUCCAUUAGGAAGGAGCAAAAGCUUCAAGAAGAGCUCAGCUGAGAUUCGAUAACAUAAAUUCGUAGUGGAUGUGGACAAGCCCACCGCCCGUCCAAGGUCACACGCUCUCGUUUUCCACUGCACGCAGCUGGGGGUCCCCCUCAAGUGGGAGGAAAACUCCCAGGGAGGUGCAUGGGCACCCAGGAGAGAGGGUGGUCAGCACUGUCAGAUGUGGCAGAAAGGUCGAGCACCGAGAAAAGGUAAUUAGACUGGGCCAGAAGGACUGGAUGACUGCCCGCCCCUUCGAUAUGCAAAUGAGAUGCAGAGGGGACAGCCCCAGAGGCUCCUAAGAAAACGAGAAUUUCCCCCCACCUCGCCGAACUAUGGUCUCAUCCAGCUUCCCUUCCCCUCCUUUCCCAUGGUUUCGCCCUAGAACUAAAACAAUCCAAUCGAUGACUCGAUGCUCAGGCUCGCUACCCAUCGAUUCGUUCCGACUCUCCCAGCCGUCCUGAGUCCCGGUGGAGUGGGGAUCCUUGUGUGAGUAAGGCUGCUUGGAUCUGGAUUCAUCCUUGUGUAGGGAACCUCUCUUCUGCUUCAUCUGAGACAAGCAGCACUACCUUAGGCCUCUGAAGCAUUAUGCACCCAAAAGCCUGACCUCUCAUCAUCAGAGCCACAGAUAACAGGUCAGACAGGAAGCAAGUAUGUUGUCCACAAGCACAUUGUCCUCUGGAUGAUCAUCAUCUGUUACCUUGGAGUGCUGCGAAGGAGCUGGCACCAAGUGUGAGUUCCCCUGGGGACUCAAGCACCAGAUGAGGAAGCCAAGGCUCCAGUCAGUUAAGUAACACACCUUCAGGAGCAUUUAGUAAUCCGCAGAGUGAGCCGUCUCACUUCCACUCCAGUGCCCUCUCCUGCGGGUGGUCGCCUUCUGCAAGCCUCUCUUUUAAAGUGUCUAAUCAUGAACACCUCCCAGGGCACUGUGGGCAGUGACCCUGUCAUCCUUGCCACGGCCGGCUACGACCACACUGUACGCUUCUGGCAGGCACACAGUGGGAUAUGUACCCGCACAGUGCAGCACCAAGACUCACAAGUGAAUGCCCUGGAGAUUACCCCAGACAGAAGCAUGAUUGCCGCUGCAGGUUACCAGCACAUACGAAUGUAUGAUCUCAAUUCCAAUAACCCCAACCCUGUCAUCAACUACGAUGGAGUGAGCAAGAACAUUACCUCUGUGGGCUUCCAUGAGGAUGGCCGCUGGAUGUACACAGGAGGAGAGGACAGCAUGGCCAGGAUCUGGGACCUUAGGUCACGGAAUCUCCAGUGCCAGCGAAUUUUCCAAGUGAAUGCGCCCAUUAACUGUGUGUGUCUGCACCCCAACCAGGCUGAACUGAUUGUGGGUGACCAGAGCGGCGCUAUCCACAUCUGGGACCUGAAAACUGACCACAACGAGCAGCUGAUUCCUGAGCCCGAGGUCUCCGUGAAUUCAGUUCACAUUGACCCUGAUGCCAGUUACAUGGCAGCUGUCAACAGUACAGGAAACUGUUAUGUUUGGAACUUGACCGGAGGCAUUGGGGAAGAAGUGACUCAGCUGAUUCCCAAAACCAAAAUUCCAGCUCAUACGAGAUAUGCCCUGCAGUGUCGGUUCAGCCCAGAUUCCACGCUCUUGGCCACCUGCUCAGCAGACCAAACGUGCAAAAUCUGGAGGACCUCCAAUUUCUCUCUGAUGACCGAGCUGAGCAUCAAGAGCAACAAUCCUGGGGAGACUUCGAGAGGCUGGAUGUGGGACUGCGCCUUUUCUGGAGACUCUCAAUACAUUGUAACAGCCUCCUCUGACAAUUUAGCACGGCUGUGGUGUGUGGAUACAGGAGAGAUCAAGAGAGAGUAUGGUGGACACCAGAAGGCUGUAGUCUGCCUGGCAUUCAAUGACAGUGUCCUGGGCUAGCCUGAAAGCCUCCUGUCUGCCCUUGGGCUUUCAGGGAACAGGACCUGCUCAAGACUGCACUGCUAGUCAAAGAAAUUGGGCUUUUCUGACCAUGGAAAGUCUCAGCUUCAGCUCAGAGCAGAAUAUGGUCUCUACCCCUUCUUGGUCUGAGGGCACUGGAGAACAGUUCACAGGAAUGGAACUGGGGGAAGAGAAAAGGAACCUUGGGACUGAGCCUCCCACUGGCUGGUUAUAGGGCAGUUUAUGACCCUACCAGGGGCUUCCAGCAUGGCCAGGACAUUCCUUUUAUAUGUGUAUGUACAUAUAUACAAAUAGAUAUCUCUUAGACGGAGAAGAGUUGGACAUUAAAGAGCCAGUUGCAUCUGGUACCUGUGCAUACAGCCUCAUCAGCUUCAAGAGUGAAGCAGUUCGGGGCAGCUAGGUGGUACAGUAGAUAGAGCACCGGCCCUGAAGUCAGGAGUACCUGAGUUCAAAUACAGCCUCA